CCGCACAGCACCAUGGACCCUGGAGACACAAGGUUAAGUGGGAAACUAACGGACAGGUUUACAGUUUACUGAGCACCGGUUCUCAGUAUCACACACCUGUUUCUGGAAAACGGAAUGCAAGGUUUUUACUGACGAGGCAUAUGCCAACAUUCUCGAGCAGGAUUUUCAUGGGACGUUUUGCCAAUACUAAGAUUCACACAGUUGGGCAUGUGGUGCAUUCAAACUCUGUGCCAGAGCACAGUCUUGGUAUGGAUGCAAGACCCUACAUUAUAUCUGGUUAUGCAUCUCACAUUGGAAAUAAUAACCAGUUGCCUUUGCAUACAAAAAGAACUGCACUUUCUUCAGAUGAAGUGCCCCAGUCCAUGCAAUAUGGGACUGCACCAACUGGCACAACUACACUGGAAGCCUCAGGGAGCUCAAGAGCAUCCAGACGCCAUAAUUUAGUUACCAGCACACCAGUGCCAAAACGAACAUCACCCACUGCAGCUACUGGAAAACCAUCCGCUAUUCAUUCUGAGGAGAAUCCGCUUCCUCAACCUAAACUUUCCACUUUGACUGGGAGUAAAACUGCUAAUAAAUCAAAACUUUUAACAAGAACCAAUUUAGCUGCACCUUCAGCUACUGUUAACAACAGAAAUACAGUAAUACAGCCUCCCUUCCAGGCUGAGGAAAGAGGAGGUGACAGUAUGAUUGGUGAUGAACCAACUAAUCCUCAAGUAAACAACAGAAACUCUUAUAAUCUGCUCCCGUAUGGAAGUGGCAGAUCUCCUCAGACAGAAACGGGCCAUGGUACAAGGUAUUUUCAUAACGGUCUGCCUGAUCUCAUACCUGAUCCAUACUAUAUCCAAGUAGCAUCUUAUAUCCAGAGAGUUCAGAUGUACACAUUAAGAUGCGCUGCGGAAGAGAACUGCCUCUCCAGUUCAGCGUACAACUCGAGAGUGAGAGACCUUGAUUACAGAGUGCUUCUCAGAUUUCCUCAGCGGGUCAAAAAUCAAGGCACAGCAGAUUUUCUCCCUGUGAAACCACAUCAUCAGUGGGAAUGGCACAGCUGCCAUCAACAUUAUCACAGCAUGGAUGCCUUCAGCAAUUAUGACCUCCUGGAUGCCUCCACGGGCAGAAAGGUGGCUGAGGGACAUAAAGCCAGUUUCUGUCUGGAGGACACCAGCUGUGAUCCAGGUGUGAGGAGAAGAUAUGCUUGCACAGCUCACAUACAGGGAUUGGGCCCAGGCUGCUAUGACACCUACCAUGCCAACAUUGACUGUCAGUGGAUUGAUAUUACAGAUGUUUCUCCUGGAGAUUAUAUUUUAAAAGUAACCGUGAACCCAGGUUUCCAGGUGCAAGAGUCUGAUUUCUCCAAUAACGUUGUUAGAUGUGACAUCAGAUACACAGGGUCGUAUGUUCAAGCAAAUAACUGCAGAAUCACAGGAUACUGAUCCACUCCGUUCAAACCUCCAGUGGUGCUGAGCUGAAAUCAUCCAAGCACGUUAUUCAGAAAAACCACAUUGUUAUGGAUAGAUUAACUUGACUUAUUUUUUACUUAAUUUUAUGUUCAGACAAUAUUUUAGUAAAGUGACUGUGACAUAUUCAGUAAAGCUAAAUGUUUAAUAAAUGCUAAUAAAGCUAUACAGUGAAUGUUUAUUAACCUUUUAUAAUUUAAGAAAGUAUUCAAUUACAUCUAUUUAUUUUUAACGCUGUAAUUUGGUGCAAACUUUGGUGCUAAAGUUUUAGUAAAACUCAAGUAAAUAAUUUAUAAAUAAUUUCUUCAAAAACUGAUUAAUAGAAUAUCUAGUGUUUCACAAAGGCGAACAGCAUUAAAACAUGUAAAUAAAGUUGAGAGC
Molecule: messenger RNA, 1838 nt
Organism: Onychostoma macrolepis
Lineage: Eukaryota; Metazoa; Chordata; Actinopteri; Cypriniformes; Cyprinidae
Gene: loxl5a
Product: lysyl oxidase-like 5a
Exons: 7
Coding region: 141-1433 (430 amino acids)
Biological process (GO): peptidyl-lysine oxidation
Molecular function (GO): copper ion binding; protein-lysine 6-oxidase activity
Source: RefSeq, a predicted model, not a curated record